This is a messenger RNA of Monopterus albus (swamp eel), 2715 nucleotides long. It is a transcript of the gene lyve1a, whose product is annotated as lymphatic vessel endothelial hyaluronic receptor 1a. Gene Ontology annotation, molecular function: hyaluronic acid binding; transmembrane signaling receptor activity. Gene Ontology annotation, cellular component: plasma membrane. NCBI's taxonomy places the organism in Eukaryota, Metazoa, Chordata, Actinopteri, Synbranchiformes, Synbranchidae. The record is from RefSeq and is a predicted model, not a curated record. The coding region runs from base 1784 to 2605 and encodes 273 amino acids. Gene Ontology annotation, biological process: cell adhesion. The transcript has 6 exons.
UUAAGUGCCACAGUAGAAAAAGUUUAUAUUUAUCUACAUUCUAAUGCUGAAGUAGGCCUACAAUCUCUCAGGUCCAAUACAGUAGAUAAUAAAAACCCUGAGAGUUUCUGAAUUCAUAUUGAAAUAUAUAGAAUUGAAAUGGUUGCUUUUAUUUGUUGUUUAAUAUCCAUAAUGUGUAUUUAAUGACUUUAACAUAUAAGCACAUUCCAAAGUAGUUCCUUAAAGUGCAAUAUUUUGCAGUUGAUGGUUCUCAUUUGUGCCAUUUUGGAUUGUGUCUUCAGAACACUGAGAGAUUUUAUUCUUGUAUGAGAGCACUGUUUAGAUUGCAUGAAUCCUUAUCUUCUUUGCACAUGUGUUUGUUUGUACUUUGUGGAUUUUAUUCUCUGCCACUUCACCUUUAAAUAAAGGUGCCUGAAAAUAUUCUGUAGUUAUUUCCACAGUGACAAUAUAAGGUGCUGCAAAAGCAAAUUAGCUCAAUAGUCCUUCUAACAUGAAGGACAUACAGAGGACAAGAAAAAUUAGAGAUUUUUGUGUUUGUUUGUUUGUUUUUCAAAAGUUGGAUGAGAAGAUACUAUUCUCAAGCUUGUACAAUAAGUACACAGCUGGAGCUACAUACUUAGCUUAGCAUAAAUUCUUGGACACGGAAGGAAACAGUGUGGUCCUGUCCAAAAGGUAACACCCAGCAGUGCCAAUAACACCCACAGCUUAACACGUUGUGACUUGUUUAUCUGAAAAAAACAAAAAACAAACAGUACCAGCAAAAUAUUUUGAGUCUUGGUUGCUUGAAAACUUCCUGUUUUCAGUCUUUGUGCUAAUGUUAAGCUAGGAUAAGCUAUCCUGAUAUAGCUUUAGGUUUAGUCUACAAACAUGAAAGUGGUAUAAAAACUUUUUUAUGUCAAAUGUUCUCUAAAUUAUGUGAUCAGUCAUCCAGAUUUCAUUAAAGAUUUUAUGUCACAAUAGGAAAAGUACAGAUGUAUAUAAUUAUUAUUUCAGGGUCUCAGUAUUGUUCCUGCUGGCUCACUGUCCUGGUUUACUAAACCUUUAAGAACUUGAAAAGAACCGAGCCAUCAUUUACCAAAGCAUCAGAACUCCAACAUAUUCUCAUUUAUGUAGCUUAAGUAACUCAGGAAACCAUUAAUGUAUUUUACUCCUAUAAGGCCUUAAUAUGACUCCAUAGACACAAGCCCCACCAGGGGUGGGAUUGUCCUAGUUUGAAAAACACUGUGUGCUGCAUGUUUGUCAACACUCUGCGUCAUUUGCUGUCGUCAGGGCUUUGGAGAGAUGUUUUUGUGGAAAUGGGCUGUCGUCAUGUGCCAGAAGCCAUCAGAGGAUACCAAAGAUCAUAAGCAUGUUCAUGACUGAGUAAUGUCCCAAGGGAGGAAAUCAUUUGGAGAGGGUGCCCAGAGUCAGAUGCCAGUAACAGUGCAAAUUGCUUACUCUCAUUAUUACUAUUUAUUUAUUUUAUUCUUGUACUGCAUAUUACAUUUAGUAUUGAAUUUUGCCUUACACUUUAAUUUGUAGCUUUGUUUCUUGCUGCCAUAGUAGUCUCAUCUUUUAUUUUUCUCCUGGGCCCUGCUCUGAGAACAUAUGAUGAGGCUCUUAAUCUGACCUGUGCACAGCACUUCCUCUUCCUUUUCCUUUACUUUCUGGCAGUAACACUGCCCUCACACUCCGGUGAACAGAAUCACCCCUAUUUAACCCUGUUAUUUGGCUCACAGACACAAAACCUGCAACACUUGCCAUCCCCUACAUUCAUUUGCCUCUACUCUGACCAGUCAUAAGUAUGAUCUGGCUUUGCAUUACCUUGGUGUCAGUUACUUCAGUCAUCUCUGGUCAAAAUAUAAACACAAGUCAGAUUAAAGUUUUCCCUGCACUGAACCAAAGCAUUGCCGGAGUAUUCCAGGUCACCUACCUAAAUUACAACAAUCAGCCUGAGUAUGCCUUCAAUGCUUCUCAAGCUCGGCAGCUCUGCUUGUCCCUUGGAAUGAGCAUUGCUUCAAAAGCUCAAGUAGAGGAAGCCCUCCGCAGAGGUUUAGAGACUUGCAGGUUUGGCUGGAUUGAUGAACAUUUUGUAGUCAUUCCACGCAUCAAGGCAGCUUCUAACUGUGGUAGAAACCGCAUAGGCUUGAUAACCUGGCGAGUCCUUGUGAAUGAAAAGUUUGAUGUGUUUUGCUUCAAUGAAUCAGGUGCGGUGAGACAAGUGGAGAAUCCAACAACUAGUAGCCCUUUGAGCAGCAGGGAAUACUCUAGCUCCACCCUAACCACAUACUCUACAUCCUACUCCUACUCCUCUGUUCCUCCUACUUACUCAUCUCCUACAACCACAGACAGCGAGGUUGAACCAGCCCACUCUGUCAGCAGGGCUCAAGGCUCUCCUGGAGUAAAAGUUAUAGUCAUCAUCUCAGCCUGUGCCAUUCUGCUUGUCGCAGUAAUCAUCCUUGCAUUCCUAAAAUUGAGGAGGCGUUGCCCUUGGAACGCUGACAUGAAGCAGAAGCAGCCAGAGGACAUUGAGACAGAGGAGUGGAAACAUGUGAAGAAUAUAAAGGAAACCAAGAAAGAUGCUCAGGAAGAUGAGACAAUAAAAGUGGGUGUUGAUGCAAGUUAAACAGUUCUCUUGAUUAGAUAUUUUGAAGAAACACACCAUGGACAGCUGUUCUUUUUAAGGAUAAAGAUGUGUAUUCCAUGAUUUUUGUGAAUGUAAUGUGAGAGAAUGAA